UCUGAUGAACAUCAAGUAUAAAACUAAAGAACAUAAAGCUUAUUCUCAGUAUCAUUCGAUCCCAAUAAAAAAAUUCAUCAACUACAAUUUCACUCAACUAAAUAUAUUUCCGAUUUUCAAAUCCAUCAUUAGAAGGGAACCUCUAAGAGGUUCCUUUAACGAAAAAAGAAAAGAAAAAAAAAGAUCUAAGUUCAUAGCCUUUGUAUUUAGAAAAUAAAUUUGACAACAACCUAAAAAAAAAAUAAAAAUAAGAAAAAUAAAUGUCAGCCGUCGUUGUUUGGUAGCACAUAUAGCAAAUAAAGCUUUGUCCUCACUUCCAUGAUGAUUCUACAGUCUUAGGAAACCGCAAAUCAAAUCAAACAAAAUUUCCUUAAACUCUACUUUAACAACCCCUUCAUAUAACAUCAACCUGCAGAAUUUUUCCAACUUUUCUUUAUUUAUUUACUUGUUAAACCAAAAUAAAAUAAAAUAAGAAAACCCAGAAAACAAAACCAACAAACUAAAAUGAGUGAUCCAUCACACUAUCAUAUAGAACCUCCAUCACUAGGCGAGCAACAUCCCGGUCACUACAAUCUGAGCAUGUUAUACUGCGGAUUCUUCGUCGUCGUGACGGCUGGACUUGUUUUAGCUAUCUAUCAUUGUUUAGCACUUAACUGGUGCACUGACUACCCGUCCUCUACUUGGUCAAGAAACAGGGAAGUCAUCGGAACUGCUCCGAAGCAGUUCAAUGGUCGGAAGAUUGUGGAAUUGGAUUCAAAUCUAUAUAAGUACAAAAACAGUCUACCAGAAGAAGGUGACAGUAGUUGCUGUGAAGAGUGUGUAGUUUGUUUGUCAGUGUUUGAAGAAGGGGAAGAUGUUAGGGAGUUGGUUAGAUGUAAGCACUCUUUUCAUGCUCCUUGUAUUGAUAUGUGGCUUUAUUCGCAUUUUGAUUGUCCGCUUUGUCGAGCACCGGUGGGUGGUUGUGGUGGCGGAGACAUCGGUGUUGCUCGGUCUGAGAAUAAUUCAGGUGCAGGUUUAUCAGAUUCAGGUGCUCUUCCUGUAUAAUUAUUAUAGAUGUCUUGGUUUUCUUCUUUUAUGUGCUCAAGUUUAGUUUUGUUUUGAUUUUAAAUAUGUAGUUAUCUCUUCUUGUUGUCUUAGUUGUGUAGAGAAUGUUCAAAUUAGACAACUAGACAAGUAGUGUUGUCAUUAAGCCAUAUACUUCAAUCAUACAAACUUGGAAAAUUAUGGAUGAAUUUGAAUUCCUUCUAUAUUAUUGGAUUCCAUUCCACUUUAUACCUUAAGAAGUAAAGUAAUACACAAAGGGUUACUAAUUUGAUGGCAAUUUUUGUAAGAAAAAAUACAUCUAUUAUUCUAUUAGUUGCAAUGUUACAUCUUACAAGAGGUUUAUUUUUACAA
Messenger RNA from Chenopodium quinoa (quinoa), 1395 nucleotides. RefSeq names its product RING-H2 finger protein ATL52-like. The record is from RefSeq and is a predicted model, not a curated record. The transcript has a single exon. Bases 505 to 1044 code for a protein of 179 amino acids. Lineage: Eukaryota; Viridiplantae; Streptophyta; Magnoliopsida; Caryophyllales; Amaranthaceae. Gene Ontology annotation, biological process: protein ubiquitination.